Plenodomus lingam JN3 is the source of this 1119-nucleotide messenger RNA. RefSeq lists its product as uncharacterized. The record is from RefSeq and is a predicted model, not a curated record. NCBI's taxonomy places the organism in Eukaryota, Fungi, Ascomycota, Dothideomycetes, Pleosporales, Leptosphaeriaceae.
AUGACUUCCAAUACAGCAAAAGUAGGCUUGAUGCCUGCUCCAUCUGGAGUGACGGCAGAUUUCAGUGGCGACAGGAGCGACCUCCAAAGCAGGAUCAUUGUGGUCUAUCUGACCAUGAUGGUGAUUUCGACUCUUGUCCUUGGAUUGCGACUGUAUACUCGCAUCUUCAUUCGGAGUAUGACGGGACUAGAUGAUGCGCUUGUUGUUCUCAGUUGGAUGGGGUGUAUUGCAUGGCUGGUAGUCUGCUUCCAGUCGUUUCAGUAUGGCUUUGGUCAGCAUCUCUGGAACGUGACGCCAGAACAAAUGAUGAAUUACAGCAAGAUGCUCGUUGGCAUCAUGGUAGUAUACGUUUGGACGCCUGCGUUAGCAAAGCUGUCUCUGCUGGCACUGUACCAUCGUCUGAAUCCUGAUCGCAAGAUUCGAUCGUGCAUCUAUGCACUGGCAGUGUUGAUCAUCGGAUACUCUCUCGCCAUCACCAUCGUUGCAGCUGGCCCUUGCAAUCCACAGACACACCUCGAUCAAAAGUGCUUGACAGACCUGAACCUUUUCAUGGCAAUCAUCAACAUCCUUACAGAUGCUAUGAUUCUCUGUCUUCCGAUUCCGAUGCUACACGCACUCAUGCUUCCGAUGAAGCAAAAGGUGCUACUUGGACUGGUAUUUGCGCUUGGUUCCGGGGUAAUCGUCAUAUCCACUGUUCGUAUCAUUUACGUCUACAACUACAUUAGCAAUCCGGAUGCGACAUACUACCAAGCCGCGGCUUGCAUUUUUUCAACAGUAGAACUCAACGGGGGCGUAAUAUGCGCAUGUAUCGCUCUGUUGAAGCCUUUCCUCCAGAAGCACUUGCCCUGGAUGUUGUCAUUUUCAAGCCAUAAUGGAAGCCAAGGAGGAAGUCGCAGAUUCAAAUUCUUUGGGAAACGAAGUGGCGAGAAUAGCUACGAGCUACAAGGCGCCGGUGCGGAUAAGAAUGCGCCAGAUCAGGUUGGCAAGACGGGAGGAAGAAUCGCAGUGACUCGGUCUUACAGCGUUCAGGGAUCGAAGACUGACAAAACUGACGGUGACAGCAUGGAAGACCUUUUUACGCCAGUCUCAGAUUCUAGUACCUGGAAAUCAGCUAGAUAA